Spirodela intermedia is the source of this 1995-nucleotide messenger RNA. Lineage: Eukaryota; Viridiplantae; Streptophyta; Magnoliopsida; Alismatales; Araceae. The record is from the annotation of a GenBank genome assembly.
AUGGGGACGGUGGAGCAGGCAGUGGAGAUCGAUUUUCUGGAGAGGCAGCCGCUGGCGGCCUCGUCGGGCGGCGGUGAAUGCGACGAGGAGGAGACAGUCCUCUGCAGCGCGUCCUUCGAGGACAUGGAGGACAGCUUCCUCAGAUACCAGACAGCCCUCUGGGUUCUUUACUCCCUGCUCCUGAUCUUGGCCUGGGGGAUCGGGCUUCUGAUGCUGCUCUAUGCCCCCAUCCGCCGCUACGUUAUGCGGCGGGAAUUCAGGUCCAGAAAGCUGUACCUCACUCCUAAUGCCAUCGUCUACAAGGUACGGAUAUUUCCAUGGGCCUUUCUCAUGCUUUAUCAUCUUCCGAUGAAUUCCCAGCACAUCUUGGCGAAGAAUAUUAUCACCAACUAGCGUAAUUCGGCUUCUCUGCUCAGCUCGGGAAGGUGUCUUAGGGAUAGUUCCACAAGGUGGUAGAGGCCUUGUUUGGAUAUGAUAUGCAGUCUCCCUGGAGAAAUUCUCCAUGGUCUGCUCUUGCCGGCCCCUCUUGGUCUCUGAGGAGGUCUUCUGAUGCUGCCGUUCUUGCAUAGAAUGGCCGUGAAGCGGUCGAUCCCACCACAGAGCUUGACGGCGGAUCUGAUUCUACCGUUCUUGCUGGGACAGUAGACGUUUCUUGGUCCAUAUAAUAAUUCGAUGAAUUACGGCUGCUCAUUGCCUCUUCUCCUGUGGAUUCCAGGCUCUGCAUCAUGGAGAAGUAAGUAGUCUUCUCAUUAAAGGCCCAUGCUUGAUUCUGCAGGUCACGAGGCCCGCGGCUUUUCCCUACUUUGGGGUGCUUAAGAAGGAGAAGUACGUGGUGCUUCCUUCGGUUGCAGACAUCAUGAUUGAGCAAGGUUGAGGACGAUCAGAACUGAAAGCUGAAAGGAUCCACACCACCCUGAUUAGGCGAUGCUAACACUUGUCUGCCAUUAGCAGGAUAUCUCCAGUCCUUCUUCGGCGUGUACUCAAUGAGGAUAGAGAAUGCGGGGGUGCAGAGGCCUGCAAGUGACUAUGUUAAGAUCCAGGGGGUGGCCAAUCCGAGAGCCUUUAGGAAGGUAUCCCUUCCUUCAGCUGGCAUCAUUCUUUCUUAUGUAAUGUUUUGAAUAAAUGAUCUACUUACUCAGAACCAUCCUCUGGGUGUAUUAUUGGCCAGGCUGUUCUAAGCUACCUUGCUAAGAUCAAAAGUGGGAGCUUCAGUCGUCAAGCUUCUAUCCAAGAGGAUCUGCCGAGUUUUCUGUCUGUUGGGGUACGAUAAUAAUUCUACUAGAUUUACGGCAUUUAAAAUCAUUGAAGUCCAUCUCUUCACCUCUCAUGGUGGCUGCAGAAGAUCCCAGACGUACCCAAGUUAGAGAUUUUUUUUUUUUUUUGUUGUUCAACCGAAUUGUUGGCGUUUCUUCUUGCAGCGGUUUUUCAGGCUUUGUUGACCCUGUCUGAAUUAAACGUCGCCUAGUGAUAACAUGAGAGUCCUCUCCAGGAGGCUUCACAUGACUUUCCGUUGUAGAAUCUCCGCUUUGAUCUCAUCUUGUGUGUUUACAAAGCCACAAACCAGAUGAGAAAGAGAAAAAAAAAAAAAAGAAAAAGAAAGAAAAACUGGGGGAAAGUAUUUAUGCCGAACCCAUCUCUUACAUGGUUAUAAGUAUCAUUAGUAGUAGCAAAACUGCGCUUGUGAUUAUGUUUUUAUGCGUAGAUAAAUCCUAACUUUGAAUAAUUUGGCUUUUCCCUUCUAAGUAUCAAAAGCAUUCUUGCUGUAAAAAAUGCAGGUGUCACCCUCGAGAUCUCACAGAAUCACCCCGCUAACCCCAUCAGGGGAUCAGAUAAUGCAGAAGCUCGAGGAGGUUGGAUCCUCUGUGAAGGUCCGAAAUCCAUGAGGCAGACUCUCCCCCCUCCCCUGUUCUUCUUAUGCCUGAUCUGUUCAUCUCAUACUUCGAAGUACUGCAGAGGGUUCAGAGCCUAAUCGAGAAGCGACAGGGGCACCCCUGA